AUGGUGCAAAAUAAGAGGAUUCUUGUUAUUUAUACUGGAGGCACUUUUGGUAUGCUGAAAAAUGAAAAAGGAGUGCUUGUACCUCAGAAGGAUAUAGAAAGAAGAGUGAUCAGAAAACUACCACAGUUACACGACAAUGUUUACUGGGAGAAAAAUCUUGCCGGAACAGACCUUAAAGAAUAUCUGGUGAUACCAGAUGGCAAGGACACGGAACAGAAAGUGUUAUACAAAAUAUAUGAAUAUGAUGAGCUGAAGGACUCCUCAGACUUCACCAUGGACGACUGGAUAACACAGGCUAGAGAUAUAAAGAAAUUCUACCACGAUUAUGAUGGUUUCGUGGUGCUGCAUGGCACUGACACGACAGCGUAUGGAGCUUCCAUCCUGUCCUUCAUGCUGGAGUCAGUUGGCAAGACCGUCGUACUCACAGGAGCACAGAUUCCCAUUUUCCAACCUCGCAGCGAUGGUAACAACAACUUGUUGUGUGCUAUCCUUAUCGCAGCCACACAAAACAUUCCAGAAGUCACAGUAUUCUUUGGUGCCAGGCUCUUCAGAGGCACAAGGGUAAAAAAAGUAUCAAACACAAAGAUCUACGCGUUUGACUCGCCGAACUUCCCAGCGCUGCUCGAAGCCAAGGCGACCCUGGAUGUAGACCCGAAGAUGCUGAUCCAUCCCCCUGGCUCCGUGCCCAAUGAGUGCAGAUUACAUGACAAGCUCUGCAGGAAGGUGUAUAUCUUGAAGAUGGCACCCACUAUCACACCUGAACUGAUUAAAGCAGUGUUUUCGGGCAUGGAAGGCGUCGUUCUAGAAACAUACGGCAACGGUAAUAUUCCCAUCAAACGCAAGGAUAUCUACAAAGAGAUCGAGGCGGCAGUGAAGAACAAGGUGCUGGUGGUGAACGUGACUCAGUGCAUCAAUGGAACUGUCAUCGCUAAACCUUUGUAUGAGACUGGACUGCUUCUAUUAGAAUGCGGAGUAGUGCCUGCAUACGACAUGACGGCUGAGGCAGCGUGGGCCAAGUUGUGCUAUGUGCUCACUAAGACAGAACUUAGCUAUGAGGAGAAAGUUAAGUUAAUGAAGACGAAUAUUCGUGGCGAGAUGUACAACCCUCACUAA
Spodoptera littoralis (African cotton leafworm) is the source of this 1113-nucleotide messenger RNA. Lineage: Eukaryota; Metazoa; Arthropoda; Insecta; Lepidoptera; Noctuidae. The record is from the annotation of a GenBank genome assembly.